AUGCCCCGGGAUCCUUUAAUUGGGCUGGUGGGCAAGGUCCGUCUUUCCCAUCCCAAUGUCAAGACCCCGCUGACCAUUUUGACCGAUGCUACGUCCAAAGUCGGCAAUUUUCCUUUCACGACCAUUGACCCUCAGCGAGCCAUCGGAUACCUUCAGAUUGAAUGCCCAUGCCAGCGACACAAUGUUUCAGACCGAUGCCAGCCGAACUAUGGUGGUUGUCAUGAAGGGCGACGCUCCGUCCCCAUCGAACUACUGGACGUUGCAGGGCUUGUACCAGGAGCGCAUCAGGGACGAGGAUUGGGAAACAAAUUCUUAGACGACCUGCGGCAUGCCGAUGCCCUAAUUCAUGUGGUGGAUGUGAGUGGAACCACAGAUGCUGAAGGAAAAGCUACACGAGGAUACGAUCCUUCCGUGGACAUUGAAUGGCUACAUUCAGAAAUUGUGCGAUGGGUGCUAGGAAACUUGAUGGAGAAGUGGGGAUCUAUAAAGCGGAGACAUGUCGCAACCAAGGCAAACCCGAUCGACACAUUACAGGGCCAGUUCUCCGGAUACGGAAGUACCUCUUCCAUCGUUGCACGGUGUCUGGACCGUCUCGGUCUGAAGGAGCCUCUUGAGUUGUGGUCAGAUGAAACAGUUGAGACCGUGGUCAAGGCCUUCAUUGAUGAAAAGUUCCCCACGGUAUACGCCCUGAACAAGAUUGAUCACCCCGAUGCGGACAAGAAUAUCAGCAAAAUUGCCAAGAUGCAAGAUCCUCAGUCUAUUGUCCUUUGCUCCGCUAUAUCAGAAGUUUUCCUUCGGCGAUUAGCCAAGCAGGGGUACAUUAAGUAUGUGGAAGGUAGCGAAUUUUUGGAUACCCGGGAAGAUUUGAUCGACAUGGGGGAACCGGACGGCGGAGGCCUCAAGGAGAUGGACGAGAAGUUGAAGGCCCGAGUCGAGAACUUGAAAGAUAUGGUGCUGUACCGAUUCGGGUCCACUGGUGUGGUCCAAUGUCUUUCUCGAGCUGCAGAGCGUUUGGGCCUGGUACCCAUCUUCCCAGUGAGAAACGUACAGACGUUCAGCUCAGGAGCUGGAAGUGCGGUAUUCCGCGAUUGUGUUCUGGUCAAGAAAAAUAGCACAGUGGGGGACGUGGCUCGAAAAGUGAUGGGUGAUGUGCCCAUCUCCUAUGUUGAAGGAGUAGGAGGUACUCGAGUAUCUGAAGAGGACAUUGUUGCAGUUGGGAAAAACGAUAUCCUAUCUUUCAAGGUUGGUCGGUAA
This is a messenger RNA of Penicillium canariense, 1254 nucleotides long. RefSeq names its product Ygr210 GTPase family protein. The record is from RefSeq and is a predicted model, not a curated record. The coding region runs from base 1 to 1254 and encodes 417 amino acids. The transcript is spliced from 9 exons. Gene Ontology annotation, molecular function: ATP hydrolysis activity; GTP binding. Gene Ontology annotation, cellular component: cytoplasm. Lineage: Eukaryota; Fungi; Ascomycota; Eurotiomycetes; Eurotiales; Aspergillaceae.